AUGGCAGCUGGGAACUCAAAGGGCUCCAAGAAAAAACCCAAAAGAAGCCAUGGCAUCCGAGAAGAAAUCGACAGAUUCCGUGAUGUUCCUGACCACAUUGUGCACCACAUCCUCUCGUUCAUCGCCGACACCAGAUCGUUAAUUCGAACCAGCCUCCUGUCCAAGAGGUGGAGGUCCUUGUGGAAAGAUGUUCCCGUUCUCAGUUUCAGAAAAUCCUCCUCCUGCAACAUGUCCUCUUUCUCUGAACAAGUCAACAAGUUUUUGACUCUCCGCUCCAACUCUGCGGCUAUUACCGACAUUUCCAUUAACUUUUGGGGGUGUUCAGCUGGAGGACAACCUCAAACGGGAUUGCAGGUUUUUGACAGCAUCAUGAGUUCUGCUGCCUCUCAUGGUUCUACUACUACAGGCCACAAUCUUCGCCGUUUGUCCAUUGCCCAUGCGUACCACGACAUCAAAUUCAGCAAACUGGCACCAUGCAUCACGGCUCGCCAUCACAAGUCUCUCAAAACUAUUGAGCUGAAAUCAACAGUACUCCGGAGAGAAGCACUUGCUUUGGGAUUCAACUCACUGACGACUCUUGAACUGCGUGGCUGUUGGUUUUCUCGUUCUUGGGGGGAAACAGUUGACCCUUUCGGAGAUAUCCCUUGUUUGAACAACCUCAAACUCAUUGAAUGCAAAUCGUCAAGACGUCACUUGUUGAAAGUAUCGGGACUCCAGCUGCUGCACCUCGAGAUUCAAAAGAAGACUUGGGACGACGAGGAAAUCGAAGUUUUUGCUCCAAAGCUGGAAUCUUUCUCUUAUAAGGGUUGGAUCCUACAGCUCGUCAAGCUGAGCCUUCCUACUUUGGAUUGCGCGAAUAUCCGCAUGGGGUGGUGUGGAAUCCAGCCUUGGAGGGAGCAAUCCAUUGCAAAACAGGAGGAGCAGAGAUAUAUGAAGUUGUUGCGUGAGCUGCAUAAUGCAACAUCUCUCAACCUACGUUUUGACAAAUUGGGCGGCCGUUAUCCUUGGGAAAAACACCUAUUUCCUUUUACUCGCAUGAAGCCAUUAAUGGAGCGUGAAGGCUCUCCUUUUACCAGAUUGAGAACCCUGAGGGUGCAGUAUCCACAAGAGCCUCCUGACACACCUUAUCAAGUGAUUCGUUACUUUAUGGAAGGCUCUCCUAAUACGGAAGACAAGUUUGUUAAGUUCGAGAGGAAGGUGAAUGUCAUUUGGGCUCCUUUUAAUUCGAUUCCGUUACUCACAUUUCUGGGGAGGAAGACAAUGGCUGGGAGUUCAAGGAAGUCCAAGAGACCAAAGAGGAGCCAUGUAGUUAAAGAAGUUGCUACACUGAGCGAUUUCCCUGACGAAAUUCUCCAUUACAUUCUGUCCUUCCUCGACACCAAGUCUGCAGUUGGAACCAGCAUUCUGUCAAGGAGAUGGAGAUGUUUGUGGAAAGAUGUCCUGGUCCUCAAUUUCCUCCCAAAAUCCUUCUGUAAACUGGCGAGUUUCAGAAAACAUGUAUACAGGCUCCUGUCUCUCCGCUCCCACCGUACUCCUGUGCGCAAAGUUAUCUUCGACGUACGUGGAUACAAAAGGGAUGAAACACCGGGGCAUAUAACGAGAACAAUUGAACAGAUCAUGAGAUAUGCUGCUUCACAUGGUGGUGGUGGUCUUGAUCAUUUGUCCAUUAUCGGCGAGGACCAGAAUCUGUGCUUCAGCUACUUUGAUGAGAACAUCACUGCUGGUAAUCAUCGCGCACCUCUCAAAUCUAUGAAGUUGGAGGGAUGCACUUUGUGGUGUAUCCAAUGUGACGACGUGGGCUUCAAAUCGUGUACGACGCUGGGCUUCAAGUUGCUUACAACUCUGGAACUGCGUGAAUGCCCUCUGUCACCUUAUUGUCCAAUUCUGCCCUUUGAUUUGAUCGGCGAUCUACCUUGUUUGAAGUACCUGAAGUUAAUCCGCUGCUUUAUAGCAGAUCCUGACUGUUGGUUACUAAUAUCUGGACCUCAACUGCUUGAUCUUGAAGUUGAGUUUACAAAUCACUACCGCUUUUAUGAACUGAUUGCCCCAAAGCUCAAAUCUUUACGGUUGUGGGGUGAAUACAUUGAUGAAUAUCUACCCAAGUUGGAUCUCCCCAGCCUGGAUCAUGCAAAUAUCCGCCUCAAGUGGGAACCAGAACGUUGGGAGGAUGAUGAUCCAGUUUUCAUUGAGCAGAAUUCUGCAUUUGUGAAUUACUUGUGUGGUCUGCAUAAUGUAGAAUCUCUCAAGCUAUGUUUCGACAAGGAACAGAGAUGGAAGAAUGAUUGGGAAGAGCAACCCUUUCCUCUUAACAGAAUUAAGGCAUUAGUCGAGCAUGAAGCUUCUCCCUUUAAUAGAUUGAAGACCUUGACGAUACAAUGUGCACAUCAACGACACCCACCAAACAUACCUUAUCAAGUGAUUCGCUAUUUUCUCGAAGGCUCUUCGAAUACAGAAGAAAAGUUUGUUAAGUUCGAGUUGCUUGCUGAUUGAAAAGCGAUGCUGACGUCAAAUGUUGUCGAAACUGGUAUAGUAAUCAAGUAUAUUGGAUGAUGCAGAAGCUUCUUGAGAACGUAGGUGCAGAACUUAGAAUUGUUUAGUUUGACUUGUGUUUUUCAGUAUUUUUAUGUUCCUUCAAUGCUUAAGCAUGUAUGAACUAUUGUCUUUGGUUAUUUAGAUGAAUAUCUCCCGAAGCUGAAUGUCCCUGCUCUAGAUCUUGAAAGUUGGUUCAGGUUCAGGUUGAGAUGAUUGAUGAUUAGAAAGCGCGGUAAUGGUUGCAUUGUUGUCGAAUGAUGUCAGGACUGAUAGCUAGUACUAGUCAUGUUCUCUGGUUGCAUGUAUUGCGGCAGCCAUGAUGCCAAUUGCCAUGGGCAAAGAUCGAUCAGUUGUGCCCAAAGUGGUAGUUUUCUCUUCUGUUUUUUCAGACAAUUUGGUGUUUAAGCAUGUACUUAUGAGUCGUUCAUGUUAGUUAAUAGGGCUCUGUAACAUUUUUUACUAAUUAAUGUAAGUUGGUACAUUCAUAUGGAAAACCUGGAUGAAGAGCUGAAUGAGGCGAUCAUUAUA
Linum tenue is the source of this 3060-nucleotide messenger RNA. The record is from the annotation of a GenBank genome assembly. NCBI's taxonomy places the organism in Eukaryota, Viridiplantae, Streptophyta, Magnoliopsida, Malpighiales, Linaceae.